This is a messenger RNA of Caenorhabditis bovis, 717 nucleotides long. Lineage: Eukaryota; Metazoa; Nematoda; Chromadorea; Rhabditida; Rhabditidae. The record is from the annotation of a GenBank genome assembly.
AUGUUCAAGUUACCGAUUUUAGUAUUCUUGGCGUUUCUACAUUUCCUCAGCGCAGUUGAUGUUGAAGUUGUGAUUAAUCCGGCUGCAACUUCUCUCCAAAAGCCGAGCGGACAUCAGCUAUCGCUUGUGUGCUCAGUAAAGGGAGAUUUCAAUGAAAGACCUGGACUGAUGUGGAAAAAGCAUGGUGGCUUGGAAAAAACUGGUCAUGUAACCGUUCAACGCUUAGAUGACCGGACCAUGAGCUUGCUAAUCCGAAAUUCGAGCAGUGAUGACAGUGGUGUCUAUAUCUGUCAGGUACAAGUUGACGGGAAAACGGCAGCGAAAAAGAUUGAUGUUGUUUUCUUCGAAGAUCUUAAGUUUGUUGAGAAUGAGACUCAUUUUGGGGAAAUCCUUGCAACCGCUUCAGUCAACUUGUCAUGUGAAGUUACUGCCAAAAACCAUCAUCUUUCAACACUCUGGACACGUCAUGGAAAACAAAUUUCGGAAGGGGGAAAAUAUAAGUUUUAUAAGAAUCGCGCAAUUUUCGAGCUUAAAGACUACCAACCUGAUCAAGAUGCCGGCCAGUAUACGUGCGAAGUAACGGACAGUGUUGGUACUACUGCAAAUCGUAAAUUCUCGCUUGGAACACACUCACAGGAGAAAACCGUAUUCUGUCAAAAGAUGUGCACCGACGUAUGCUCCAGUAUGUACGACAAUAUGAAGAGAAAUGCGUUUUAA